CGUUUCUUCCCUCAACUCAAGUUUCCACUUUAACUGUUUUCGAUCCAGUAGAUUGAAACAGUCCAAAUAUGAGAUGAAUUCAUGUUGCUCAUUUUCCAGGCUUCUAUCCUGGAGCAUACAUGAGGAGGAAGUGGAGCACAUGGUCACCCGAGAUCAAGAGACCCAGCAAAGCUCUCGAUACUCGAUCAUGUUUGUUGCCUCCUGACGAUGGAAUUUCGACGUGUUCUACUACUUGCAGUCUCUAUCUUCUCUCUGAUCAUCCAUUUUGCAGGUUCAGCAACCUUUGAAAAAAUUUCUUUCGCUUUCCCACCUUUUAACUCGAGCGUCAUAUCCAGUAAGGGAGAAGCGGCCGUAACAGGAGCCGGUAACGUUAUACAACUUACUCUCGACGACCCAUCGGGGGCCUUCACUAGCAUCAGUGGUUGGGCUACAUAUAGUCAACCCAUGCACCUUUGGGAUAAUAACACAGGAAACGUGGCAGACUUCAGUGCUCGGUUUAAUUUCACCAUCAAAUCCCAGAAUGGUGCAGCCUUCCCAAAUCAUGCUGAUGGAAUGACUUUCUUUCUUACUCCGAAUGGAUCUCAGAUACCCGAAAAUUCCUCCGGAGGUUAUCUUGCGAUUGUAAGUGAGCUGAGUCCUUUCAAUUCUAGCACUCCGGUCGUUGCUGUAGAAUUUGAUACUUUCUAUUGGAAUUCAUGGGAUCCACCCUGCAUUCAUGUGGGCAUCGAUAUAAAUAGCAUAGCUUCUGCCAAAAAUGUUUGUGCCGACUGGAUGGAGUACCACAUACAAUAUGGUCGACAACUUCAUGCCGAGGUCACUUACAAUUCUAGCACACAGAAUUUAAGUGUCACACUGGCAGGUGACUACCUCAAUUAUACCAGUCUUUACCAACCGAUUAACUUGAAGAACUAUUUGCCAGAAUGGGUGACUUUCGGUUUCUCGGCUACAACUGGAUACCAAUUCGAGGCGCAUACCGUUAAUACAUGGGAGUUUAGCUCUGGUCUCUUAGUCUCUGAUCCCGUCGUCUCACCCCCGAGCAUCUCUGAUCCCGUCGUCCCACCCCAGAGCAAGCCAUGGCUGAUGCGGGCAUUCUUAGGUUUGGGCGCUUUUGUGUUGCUUAUUCUUGUCCCAAGCGUUGCUUUGUAUCGUUACUGGUCAAAGAAAGAUAGAAUCGACAGGAGUGGAGAAGAAUAUGAUGUUCCGUCGAUGGAUGAAGAGUUCGACCAAGUUUCGGGACCCAAGAAAUAUUCAUACAGGGAGUUGGUGGACGCAACUAGCAAUUUUGCAGAUUCACGAAUGCUCGGUGAAGGUGUAUUUGGAAGAGUGUACGAGGGCUACCUAUCGGAUGCAAAUUCUCGAGUCGCUAUCAAGAAGAUCAGAGCGGAGUCUAAACAAGGGAUUAAGGAGUACGCGACAGAAGUGAAGAUCAUCAGCCAACUCAGGCACAAAAACUUGGUCCAACUCGUCGGCUGGUGUCACGAGAAAAAGGAGCUCCUCCUUGUCUACGAAUUGAUGUCUAAUGGUAGCCUAGACUCCCAUUUGUUCGACAGCGAAGCUUUCCUAACAUGGGAGAGGAGGUACAAAAUCGCUCAGGACAUAGCCUCCGCAUUGCUAUACCUCCACGAAGGGUGGAUGCAAUGCGUCAUCCAUAGGGAUAUAAAGCCGAGCAACAUCAUGCUCGAUUCGGAUUCCACCGCCAAACUGGGGGACUUUGGAUUGGCUAGGCUGGUUGACCGUGCCAAAGGGUCACAAACAACUAUACCGGCCGGAACCGUGGGCUAUAUGGCUCUCGAAUGUGUCUAUACAGGCAGAGCGAGCAAGGAAUCCGACAUGUACAGCUUUGGAGCUGUCCUGUUAGAAAUAGCAUGCGGAAGAAGACUCAUCGAGCCCAGAGAAGAAGGAAGCGAAACUCAGCUUGUGAUGCAGUGGGUGUGGGAGCUAUAUGGAACCGGAGAGCUCCUACAUGCGGCGGACCCGAAGCUAGGGGAGCAUUUCGACGAGAUGCAAAUGGAGCGCUUGAUGAUUGUAGGGCUUUGGUGCACUCAAGCGGACCCUCUAUGUCGGCCUUCCAUAAGAGAAGCGGUAAAUGUUCUGAACUUCGACUCUCCGCUGCCUAGUCUCCCGUCUCAACCGCUAGUUCCGAGAGUCCCAUCAGCUCCGUCGCACAUUUCAUCCUACGGGGCCACAACUAGCGGCGAAGCAUCCAAUUCUCUGAUCGAGCUAUCCACAUUGACUGCCUCUUCUUCUAAGCAAUCUUCGGUUUCGUCUUCUUCUGCAAUGCUCUCGAAUGCAGAAUGAUCACAAUGUCAGUAGCGCACCAUUUUCAUGGUCUGAACCGCACGAGAUGAAAUUG
This is a messenger RNA of Syzygium oleosum, 2353 nucleotides long. Its product is annotated as L-type lectin-domain containing receptor kinase IX.1-like. Lineage: Eukaryota; Viridiplantae; Streptophyta; Magnoliopsida; Myrtales; Myrtaceae. The record is from RefSeq and is a predicted model, not a curated record. Gene Ontology annotation, biological process: protein phosphorylation. The transcript has a single exon. Gene Ontology annotation, cellular component: plasma membrane. Bases 208 to 2298 code for a protein of 696 amino acids. Gene Ontology annotation, molecular function: protein kinase activity; ATP binding; carbohydrate binding.